Molecule: messenger RNA, 2538 nt
Organism: Mesorhabditis belari
Lineage: Eukaryota; Metazoa; Nematoda; Chromadorea; Rhabditida; Rhabditidae
Source: the annotation of a GenBank genome assembly
AUGGAUGAGCACGAAACAUUGGAAGACGGAUUGCUCAUCGAGCACGCCUACGGAAGCGUUCGAUGGAAAGGACCGAUUCAAAUACGGCGGAAUCUUCAACUCGAUCAGAUAGUGCAAUUUCGAAGGCGUGAAAUCGAAGUUUACCCAGAUACCGUAAACAAACCACCCAUUGGAGAAGAACUGAAUAGAAACGCUGAAGUAACUUUGCACGGAGUUUGGCCACUCAACAAUGAAAACUCAACUUAUGCGCAACAUUGGUCAAAUCGACUAAAAGAAAAGCUUGAUCUGAUGGGUGCACGAUUUCUCGGAUACACAACUGCAACUGGCACGGUGACCUUCGAAGUGGACCAUUUCUCGAAAUAUGGCUUGAAUCAUGCGGAUGAAGAUGACGACGUAGAAAUGCCGAUUAGAGAUCAAGAUACUUCUCGCCAAGAAUCCGAUUUACAACUUCAUGUGCAAAGAGCUAGAACGGAUAGAUUUAUUGUCGACGAAGACAACGAGGUUUCUACGCCGCAAACAAUACAAGAGUUUGGUUUGACACCUCGCUUUUUUGCUCCAAUGACAGCCGGAUUUUCAAUCACACCCAUACGGUCCUUCAAGAGAAAGGUCGCGUUUAACGAUCGAGAUCCGGUUUUUGAUGCGUCGCUUCCCGUGAUGAAAAAAUUGGAAGUCGUAGAAACUACCGCACAUCGACAAGUGCUUUCGAGAAGAUUCGAUUAUGAAAAUCAAGUAGUGGACGAAGUGAUGGUUUUCGACGCAAAAAUGGAAGAUGCGCCAAAGAAAAAAACGAGGGAAAUCGAGAAAACUGAACCACUUCCGCGAGAAGGGCCAUUACCGUCAGAAUUGACCACUCGUCCACUCGAAGGAGGACCAAUCGAUGUGGUGGCUUCGAAGGGACCUGGUGCCUCUAUUCGCAUGAUUUCUAAAAGUGGCGGUUUGAUGACUAUUGUGAAACCAUCGUCCUGCAAAGUGGCUGUUGUACCUUUGGAUUUUCCAGAUGAUCUUGAAACGGAUGAAGAUUGCAACACGAAAACGUUAUUUGUUCAACCAUCGGGCGACUUUCAAGGACUCAUCAACUCUUACAUUCGUGUCCACGAUUUAUAUGACAAGGAAUCUCAAGCGAGGCUAUGGACUUUGUGCGCCCUUCUUUUCAAGAAAAAUGAAACAACUUUGGAAGAAUGGCAUAUCGAAAGAGCGCAAAUGAUGGGAUCUUGGAUUCAAAAGGUGCUCCGGGAUGAAGAAGCAAACACUUUGUGGGAAUACGUUUCAAGGGGGAAAUUUGACGAGUUGCCCUUUUCUUGUUUACAACGAUUUGUUGUGUCCGCCUCCUUACCAUUGUGUCAUGACACGAAUGUUCGUUCGAAAGCGCGAAAGCAGAUUGACUAUUGGCUCAACAAUCGUCAAUUGGAUCUGGUAAAUCAAGAUGAGCUUAAAACGUAUAUGGUGAUUGCUGGCAUGAGGAAACUAACAUGGAAACGAGCAUCUGGAGAGUACGAGUUCGUUAACAUCUAUUCGGGACUACACUGGCUUCAGGCUUUCGGUCUUCAUGUUUGGUAUCUGGGCGAAGAAGAUGAGCCGAUUUCCAGAUCAGUCGACAGGCUAAUUGAAGAUGCGAAUGAUCAACUGUUGAUGCUUCCAAUUCGAGAUCCUGCGUGGGAGCUUAUUCGUUUUGCCGGUGCCGAACAUCAUCGACCAAUUGAGCCCUGUCUUGAAGCUGCCCAAUUUUGUACUUCAUGGGUUUCAGACUUUUACCCAAGUUGGCACAUGUGGGCUGUGAUUCAGACAGCUGGCAAUUGGAAGAUGGAUCCGGUAGCCGAAGAAAAGCUCCACCGACAAUAUGCAGCUCAACUUGUGUCUUGUGGCUCCUUACAUUUGGCCGUGUUUGUCCUCUCACACAUCCAAAAUGAAAUCAAUCGUACCUUGGCAAUUCAAUCGCUUUUGAUUGCUGAGGUUGCUUCCUUGAAUGAUGCGUUGAUCAAUAAGAUGAUGUCUCUUGUCAAAAUUCCCGACAAGCUUAUCUACACGGCCCUAGCUCUUCACGCAAAGUUAAACUUCAAAGCUGACGAUGAAUUUGAAUAUCACGUAAAAGCGAAAAAUUGGACCGAUGCAGAGAGUUUAUUCGUGAAUAAACUGGGGCGAGAGGCGAUUCUAUUGGGUGAUUGCAAACGAUUGAGUAGCCUUACUGAAAAGCUUAAAUCCGAUUUGAGCAUAGAACAAAGAUGGUGUCCAAGAACGUUGUUAUUCGCGGAGUACUCUUACUUACUCGUAAUUGUUGCGUCAAAAGGUGAAAAAAUAAGUUCAGAGUUGGUUCAAUUAUGCAACUCUAUUGAUGAACGUUUGGAUGGAGAAGAACAUUUAAAAGCACCCUUCAAAGAAAUCGCAACUACGAUCGCCUUAUACGUAGCGACGCUUCGUGCAACAAUUGGCGCUCCAAGUUGGAUGCAGGGAUCAGCUGCCGGAAAAAGAUGUGUACGAUUUGGUUUCUCCACGGCCGAUAUGGGCAAAAUAAAUAGACUUUUGAGGAACGCAGAGGCUCCG